GUAUUUAUCAGUGCGCGUCCUUCGGUUCGUUUGAUUUCGCCGCUUUAAUACCGGCGAUCAACGAGAUGUAGUGAUGCCGAAAAAGGGCACGAAGCAUGUGAAAGACUCAGGAAUCGCGAAAAGACACAGCAAGGGUGAUUCAACAAAAUCGGAUAUUAAAUCCAAGCACUUUCGGAGUGUUCAUAUCGGUGUUUCGAAUGGUAGGCGAUGGCUUUCGCUCAGGAAGCGUUUGGGAUUAUUGACGGAUGAAGAGCUGGCUGUAUAUUUGCUAGAUUUGGCCGACUCUAUCGUAAGGCGAGAUGGAAAGUGCAACGAAGUUGACUCGUGGAAAGCCAAUCACGACAAGGAAAACGAUUCCAAUGUUUCUAAAGCUGAAAGUACAUUAGUUGAUGAAGAAGAGGAGCCCUUACGUCGUAGUCCAAGAAAACAAGGAACAGAGGUUCCAGAUCCCGAGGUGCCUUCCAUCGAUACGAUACAAUCGCUCCAGCCAACUGUAGUUUUAGAUGAUGUGUUUAAACUACACGUAAGACGUAGUUUAAGAACCAAGCAUCACAAAAGUAAAGAUAAACAUCACAAAGAGAAACGUAAAAAGAGAAAACACCCUAAAACUGCAGAUGAUCUCGAAUUAAAAGUCAAGCAACAUGACUCAGAUUCAUUAAAAAAUGAGCAGAAGACUCAUAAAGAGCCAGUAGAUACGAAAGUAGCGGCCAAGAAUCCAGACUGCCGAACCAAUUUAGUUCUACAAGAAUCUAAAGUCAAAGCGAGUGAAAAGAAAUGUACUGCCACCACUGAAGUUUUAGAUAAAGUAGAAUGUGUGAAAGAUGUACGUAGCGAAAAUGAUCUGCCUAUCAAGAGUGUGGAGGACACGAGUGCAUUUGAAGACGAAAAAAAUAAGAAUUAUAAUUUUGAGUUGAAUGAACGAGAGCAGAACAAUGCUACGCAAAAUGGAGAUUUGGAGAAUUUAGCUUUAGAAACGAUACCGAAAAAUAUAGAAAACGAUAGUUUAGAAGAAACUUUAAAUUAUCCCCUGGAUUCUAAAUCUCAAAAUAACGAGGAGAGGAAUAUUCUUCAGUAUGGCGGUGUCGAAGAAAAUGCAGAAACGGUUUCAACUUUAUCGAAAGAUGAUUCAAAGGAGCCAGACGACCGGAAAUUGAAGAGGAAGAAAAGGCGCGCAAAGCACGAAAAUCAAGCUGAGAAGAACACAAUGACCCAAUCAAAUGAAGCUCCUGGGGAAGAAGCAAUGCACAAACAUCGCAAACGAAAACACAAACACGUGCAGGGUGAGCACAAAAACAAGAAACAUCAUGAUGUUCGUAAAGCGCCACAGGAUGGAAUCGUUGUUACAGAAGAGCCUAAAGAAUUGGAUUUAAUUGCAACUGAUUUUCCUGGUAUCGCAGCUGACAUGAUCCAGGAUGAGCAAGUUUUAGAAAAUGCUAAUUUGGAACCUCAGCGAUUAGCAAUUACUAUAAAACUCUGUCAAGACUGCAACAGUCGGCAUUUGCAGGAUGCUUGUCCCUUAAUCACACCACAAUAUGUUAUCAGUGAUUCUAUAACAUAUGAAGAUUGGUUAGUCAAGUAUCAGGAUAAUCUUGAUGUUGUGAAAGCCAUCAAUUCCCAAGAUCCGAUGUCCGAAGGUUAUGGAAAGUUCACGGAUGAUGGAUUUGAUUCUGAUGAAGAAUCAGUGGCUUCCGAACAUUGUAAGCUGAAGGUCAAGGAAGAAAGCGAGGAGAAACAAUUACAAAUAGACCAGAGUAAACCCCUAUAUGCUAGGGAAUCUCUGCCGGAAUGUUUGCAACUGAGGUCUACAAAUUCGGAACAUGGACUGGGAAUUUAUGCGAAAAGUCCAGUUCCAAUAUAUGCUCAGUUGGGUCCUCUUAUUGGCAGACCUGUUAAGGAAAUGGAUAUACCUGAUGACUUUUCUAUGCGGCAUAUUUGGGAGGUUGAUAACAAUGGUAAAACUGGUUACAUUAGUACCACUAAUCCACUGAAAAGUAAUUGGAUUCGAUACAUUAGACCAGCCGAAUCGAAAGAAGAAAGAAGUGUAGCUGUAAUUACCAAACAAGGUGAAUUACAUUUAGUAACCACUCAAAAUAUUACAUCUGGAAUGGAGUUGACCUACUGGGCCGAUUCGGAGUCUUCCGCAUGGACGAGAAAGAAUAAAAUAGACAAAACAAAUUGCGGAGGUUGUAAUUUGAACUUCACUCAUCCCAUUUAUUAUCGUCUUCAUUGUUGUAUUUUUCACGAUACAAAUUAUAGUCUUACCAUUAGGAAAUAUCAUUGCAAGGUUUGCGGAGCUGCUGUUUUGGGCAAGGAUAACAUUAUGAAACAUGCAGCUGAACUGCAUGCAGGUCGUGGUGCAUACCAGUGUCAGUAUUGCAAGAAAUUCUUCUUAAGAUUAAAUUAUCUUGAAAUGCAUAGGACGUAUGGAUGCUCUCAAAAUCCGCAACGUUCUAGGCCCUUGUGUGAUUUUUGUGGUCGCAAAUUUUGCCAACCACAGAAGCUGAAAGUACACAUCAAACGAAUGCACAGCGACAUGUCUGAAGUACUUCGAGAAUUUCAGUGCAAAAUAUGCCUAAAAUUGUUGGGUUCGCGUGCCGCCCUCCAACGUCACAUGAAAGAAGUACACCACAAAGAUGUCGUUGGAGCAGCUACGUGUGAUCGUUGUGGGAAAAUGUUUCAAAAUAAAAGUAACUUAAAAAUUCACAUGCUGACUCACAGCGGAGUAAAACCUUUUAAGUGUAAAGAAAACGCUUGUAAAGCUGCCUUUACCACUAAACAGUGCCUACAAUUUCACUACAAAAAGGUGCAUGGUCUUACGGAAGAAAUGAUGCCUAAAAUUGAGCGAUCUGUUGCCUACACGUUUGAUGCCUACAGUGGAGGUAUAAUAGAAGACAAUGGAAGAGGAAAGUCGCCAAGAAGGAAUAGAACCAGUUCUCAGGACAACAGCAACAGUUCACCUUCUCUAGACGAGUGUAGCUCAGAAAAUAGUCUCAAAGCUGAAUCUUGCGCAAAUCUCGCUCAGCCUAGUUCAAAUGAAUUUCCAAAUGAAGUAGGUACGAUUCGAUUCAAGGUAGAUCGUGAUGUACCUACACCGCCGCUUCAACAGUCAGUGCCAAUGUCGAAUCCUGUCGAGUCGCCGAUGGAAAAUAUUCGUACAGAAAUAGAUCUCUACGGGAGCUCAAGAAUGCAAAGUAAGGGCAGCAAAAAAUGGAUGGGUGAAUUUAAUCCACAGCCAACAACGGACAUCACUAAUACUCAUAUUUCCGAAUCGUCUGUCACGCAAGAUGUUUAUGAGUUUGAGGAAAGUCGAAAGGACGUUGAUGAUGAAGAUGAGGAGGAGGAGCAGGUGUCUCAAACACACAAUUUGUUGAAUGGCGACAAAUUGGGUAUGAGUGUGUAUAGACGCACGGAAAGUGCGAGUGCCAGUCUCUUGGUGGAAGCUGCUUUGGAUGCGGCUGAACGAGACAUAGGAGCGGUUUCUAGUCCUAUUCUAGAUGACAAUGAUCGCGAUACACAUCUCUAUUCCAUCUCGAAUCAUUUGCAUUCCCCAAUGCCGCAAAGAUCACCCGACACUCAUCUCGAUUCUUAUAUUCAACAUCAAGACGAUCUCAUGCCAUCCUCGCCAACACCAGACAAUCGACACACGCCGCCAAAUCAUUUGCACAUAGACUACCAUCUUCAUCGACCCCUCGACUACAUGACUAGCAGAACUCACAAUAUCGAGCAGUAUCUUCACCAUGAAGAUUUGCCACGCGUUUCAUCACCCAACACCUACAUUCACGUUCAACAAGAGGAUCUAACUUCGCCAUCCGCGACCCCAAAUCCGCGCUACCAGGAUAUGCAUCAUCACCAUCAUCAAGUUCCAACCGACAAUUUGUCGAGCGACGAGGGCGAUUCGGUUGCCCAAAACUUGAGUCUCUCCGUGAAGGAGAAAUCCCUGCAGCUCGAUUUGUCAACGUCCUACAAGUAUGAUGCUCUGGAUUCGGAAUUUGGAAGGGAGAGAUCAAGCUUUGAGCCCCUCGUUCUUAGCAGUGGAGAAUUGCAGGGAUUGGAUAUGUCGGCGAGGGGAUUUCAUCACAGUUUUGGCAGCCAGGCGCAAAACACAAGGUAUCAUCCUCAUCAUUUGUACGAAAUUUCAGAACGGCAAAGUGUUGAUCUCAGUAGGACCGGUGGCUACUCAAUGUCGCCUCCACCUCCGCCACCUUAUCCCCACAGUGAUGUGUUGAGGGUAGUGAGUUUAGAUUUAACACCAGGCGGUAGACACAGUGUGGAUUUGAGUCUAUCGAGGGCCCAUCAUUUGCAUGGACCUGGCGCUCGAUUAAUUACGAGUCCGCAACCACCCGGUUCUUCGACACCACACGUGGUACCUGACGCAGUUGAAGGACGAAUUCUAUCGCCGCCACCUCCUCCAUUACCCGGAUAUAACUCGACGUAUCCUGUAAGUCCUACACCUUAUCAUCCACCCAGACCUGGUUAUCAUCAUUAUUCCGGCUACUACUGAUUAAGUUGGGGGGGUCCGUAUCUCAUCUGAUCAAUAAUCCAAAUCCAGUAGGGAUGUGCAGUCGUUUAUUCGAUUGUUUGAUAGAAAUUUAGACACGCUUACAGGGUGGCCGCUGGACCCGGGAAACUGGAAAUUUUAUGAGACCGGGAAAAACCGGGAGAUGAAAGUGAAUUUAUUUUUUGACCGGGAAUUUUACAACAUUUUUAGAAUAAAAAAUAUCUGUCCAACUUGGAUUUCAACCGUAUUUCA
This is a messenger RNA of Belonocnema kinseyi, 4750 nucleotides long. RefSeq lists its product as uncharacterized. The record is from RefSeq and is a predicted model, not a curated record. The coding region runs from base 74 to 4501 and encodes 1475 amino acids. The transcript is spliced from 8 exons. NCBI's taxonomy places the organism in Eukaryota, Metazoa, Arthropoda, Insecta, Hymenoptera, Cynipidae. Gene Ontology annotation, cellular component: nucleus.